GGUUCUUUCACAAGAAGGUUGCCUCAAGAACACAAGGCAAAUAGCACAAAACCCCCUUCCCCUCCCUCCUCCUUCACUGAUCCCUGUGUACAUGGCUAGCGGUCGCCGUGGCCGGAGAGAAGAUGGAGGCGUCGACCCAGAUACCGCGACGGGACCUCGUCUCGAGAGCCCUCACUUCUUCAAGAUAAUUCUCUCCGACACCCUCGAAUCUGGGAAGCUCGGAAUUCCGAAAAAGUUCUUACGAAGAUAUGGAAAGGAUCUCUCGAGCUUGGUGCUACUCGAGGUUCUGGGCAAUUCGACCUGGAGUAUGGGAGUAGAAAAACUUAACGACGGCACAGUUUGGUUGUGGAAAGGGUGGCGAGAAUUUAUGCAGCAUUACUCCAUUGGUCCCGGUCACCUCGUAGUUUUCAAAUAUAAAGGGAACUCCACUUUUCGUGUGAUGAUAUUCGAUAGGAGUGCUUCGGAGAUCGAUUAUUCUUUGAGCAGCAUAUCAAACCUCGGGAGUGGAUUUAUCUCGCCGAAGAGGGAGAAUGUCAUAGAAGUUGAAGAUUCGGAGGAUUUUGCUCCUUGUCAGAAGAAGAGGGUUGACCCACAUUCAUCAUGUUCUCAGCCGAGUCCAAGCUGCUCCUCACCAGAUCUCGAAGAAGGGAUCGGACAAUCUAGGUGCAGAGCUAGCCAUCCUGAGCCAAAUUUUGGUGGUCCUAUGAGUUCGUGGCCUCUCCGUAGUUUUGAAUUGGCCUGCGAAUUUGACUCGGAGUAUCCUUUUUUCAAGGUGGUGAUCCGGCCAUCUUAUAUUGAACAUCAUGUAGUGAAUGUUCCUUGUUGGUUCAUCAGGCAGCACAUUCAGCAAAUCAAGGAAAUCGCGACUCUCAGGCAUUCAAACAGAACAUGGCCGGUAAAGCUUAGGACUUAUCCCAGUGGGUCGAUGCAGUUCUCUUCUGGUUGGAUUGCAUUCGUGAGAGGAACUCACUUGCGUGUUGGAAAUGUUUGCGUGUUCGAGCUAAUUGAUAGAGAUGAUAUUGUGUUCAGAGUCUACAUUUUCAGCAGUGCAGUUCUCAUUUUAAUUCCAGGCAGGAACAAAGAGUCUAAAUGCAGAAUGAACCGUUCUGAGCCAGUGUUUUGUGAUCCUACUCCUUCGAGGCCUCUCACUACUCCUGAAUUAGCCGGUGAAUUUGAUUCGGAGCAUCCCUUCUUCGAACUGGUGAUACAACAGUCUCAUUUUAGGAAAAUGCAUGUUCCCGGUCAAUUUGUCAGGCAACAUAUUCAAGAAAACAAGAAAGAAGGAACUCUUAGGUAUUCAGACAGGUCGUGGCCGGUGAAGCUCUCAAGAUAUACGCGGGGAAUCCGAGUGUUCUUCUCUGCUGGUUGGCGAGCAUUUGCAAGAGAAACUCAUUUGUGUGAAGGAAAUGUCUGCGUGUUUGAGCUCAUUGAUAGGGAUGAUGUUGUGUUCAAAGUCUCCAUCUUCAGCAGUGGUGGUAAGGAUCAGAUUCACAUUGAUUGAGAUGUCCAUCGGACGUGUUACUCUAGACCGUUCACAGCGUCAAUAUGAAUUCAAGAAAUCUAAUUAUGCCUCCUUUAUUAAUUGAUGAAAAUGAGAUCCUUUUCUGUUCAUGUUUUAUUGUUUCUUGGUGCUAGUUUUGGUUCUAUAUUUUCAUUUUGGCAAGAAUCCCUCAAAUUUGGCGCUUCUUUAAGGUUUCUGGUUGCUCAACUGCCCUGAAAGGUUUAAUAUGUAUUUUCUUGACGUCCUAACAUUUUGUGUUUAACCAAAGCUUUUGCAAGAAAGUGAAAAAUACAAAGAAAGCAGUCCAUGCGUUUACUUUUUACGGCUAAAUGAAAA
Eucalyptus grandis is the source of this 1837-nucleotide messenger RNA. RefSeq names its product B3 domain-containing transcription factor VRN1. NCBI's taxonomy places the organism in Eukaryota, Viridiplantae, Streptophyta, Magnoliopsida, Myrtales, Myrtaceae. The transcript has 6 exons. Bases 92 to 1501 code for a protein of 469 amino acids. The record is from RefSeq and is a predicted model, not a curated record. Gene Ontology annotation, molecular function: DNA binding.